AUGCUUACGUCUUCUUCAAUAGGAUUAAGAACUUCAAUAAUAGAUAAUGCUGAUGGAUCAGCAGAAUUAUCAAUCUACAACAACAAUGACUCCAACAAUAGCAAUUCUACUUCUUCUUCUUCUACUACUACUACCGAUGAUAAUAGUAUUAUUAAAUUAAUUACAUCAAUUAAUGGACCUAUUGAACCUAAACAACGACAAGAAUUACCUAAUCGAGCCAGUUUAGAAAUCAAUAUUUAUCCAUCAAUAGGAUUAUCAACAACAAAAGAAAAAUUAUUAGAAAAUAAAUUACGAUCAAUAUUACAAAAUAAUAUCAUUAUAAAUUAUAAAUAUCCUCGUCAAUUAAUUCAAAUAUCAAUUCAAUUUUUAAUAUCAAAUAAUAAUAGUAAUGGUGGUAGUAAUAGUAGUAAUGGGAUGAUGACAAAUUUAUUUGAUUUAAAUGCAUUAAUUAAUUGUUGUUAUUUUGCUUUAAUUGAUGCUAAUAUUGCUAUGAAUUAUUCAUUUGUUAGUAUAAUUAUAAUUAUUGAUCAUCAAGGAAAUUUAAUUAUUCCAUUUGAAAAAAAUGAAUAUGAAUAUGAAUAUGAAUAUAAAUUUAAAUAUGAUUUACAAGAUUAUGAUUCGAUUCAUUUAUGUUGUUAUUCAAUUAUACAAAAUAAAGUUGAUAAAUUAUUAUUAUUAGAAAGUCAAGGAAAUUUUAAUGAAUCACAAUUAUUUAAUGUAUUAGAUAAAAGUAUUAAUCAAGUGGAAAAAUUUCAUAAUAAUAUUCAUCGUCAAUUUAUUAAUGAUAAAAUUAAUAAUGAUUAUAUUUGGAAACAAGAAAGAGAAGAAUAA
Molecule: messenger RNA, 831 nt
Organism: Candida dubliniensis CD36
Lineage: Eukaryota; Fungi; Ascomycota; Pichiomycetes; Serinales; Debaryomycetaceae
Product: exosome non-catalytic core subunit
Exons: 1
Coding region: 1-831 (276 amino acids)
Biological process (GO): nuclear mRNA surveillance; poly(A)-dependent snoRNA 3'-end processing; rRNA catabolic process
Cellular component (GO): cytoplasmic exosome (RNase complex); nucleolus; nuclear exosome (RNase complex)
Source: RefSeq, a predicted model, not a curated record